Alligator sinensis (Chinese alligator) is the source of this 10636-nucleotide messenger RNA. It is a transcript of the gene SMCHD1, whose product is annotated as structural maintenance of chromosomes flexible hinge domain containing 1. The record is from RefSeq and is a predicted model, not a curated record. NCBI's taxonomy places the organism in Eukaryota, Metazoa, Chordata, Crocodylia, Alligatoridae. The coding region runs from base 16 to 5940 and encodes 1974 amino acids. Gene Ontology annotation, molecular function: ATP binding; protein binding. Gene Ontology annotation, cellular component: chromosome. The transcript is spliced from 48 exons. Gene Ontology annotation, biological process: chromosome organization; double-strand break repair.
AUUAAUACAGUCACAAUGAGGAAGGCCUUUGGCAUCUCUUCCGGAGAGAAUUUUGUUAUCACAACUACUAACAGACAACAGAUUACAGAGGACAACUUUAAUGAGGUUGUUCAAGAUGGGGUCACUUUAUAUUUGCUCCAGUCAGUGGAUCAGAUGCUACUUUCAGCAACAAAGGAACGAAUUGACUUCCUACCACACUAUGACACGCUUGUCAAAAGUGGCAUGUAUGAAUACUAUGCCAGUGAAGGGCAGAAUCCUUUGCCAUUUGCCCUUGCUGAGUUGAUUGACAAUUCUUUGUCAGCUACUUCCCGAAAUACUGAUAUUCGGAGCAUACAGAUAAAAUUGUUAUUUGAUGAAUCCCAAGGAAAAUCAGCUGUUGCUGUGAUUGAUAAUGGAAGAGGAAUGACUUCUAAACAGCUUAACAACUGGGCUGUGUAUAGAUUGUCAAAAUUUACAAGACAAGGUGAUUUUGAAAGUGACCAUUCGGGAUAUGUGAGGCCCCCACCAGUACCUCGUAGUUUAAAUAGUGACAUCUCAUAUUUUGGUGUCGGAGGCAAACAAGCAGUUUUCUUCGUUGGACAGUCUGCCAGAAUGAUAAGCAAACCUACAGAUUCUCAAGAUGUCCAUGAGCUUGUACUUUCAAAAGAAGAUUUUGAAAAGAAGGAGAAGAACAGGGAAGCAAUAUACAGUGGAUAUAUUAGAAACAGAAAGCCAGCUGAUUCUACUCACAUCACCACUGAUGAUGAAAAAUUCCUACAUAACCUCAUUAUUGAAGAAAGGGACAAGAAGAGUUUCACAGCAGUUGUUAUUACAGGUGUACAACCACAACACAUACAGUACUUGAAAAACUAUUUUCAUCUUUGGACAAGGCAAUUGGCACACAUCUACCACUACUAUAUCCAUGGACCAAAAGGAAAUGAAAUUAGUGCAGCUCUAAAGGAAGCAAGUCCUUUCAACAACAUUGAUAUUGAGAUUUCAAUGUUUGAAAAAGGAAAGAUACCAAAGAUUGUCAAUCUUAGAGAGAUCAAAGAUGACAUGCAGACAUUGUAUAUAAAGACUGCAGCAGAUGGCUUUGAGUUUAAGGCACAUGUUGAAGGGGAAGGUAUAGUGGAAGGCAUCAUCCGCUAUCAUCCUUUCUUAUAUGAUAAAGAAACUUAUCCUGAUGACCCAUGCUUUCCAUCAAGAUUAAAGGAUGAUGAUGACGAUGUUAAUGAUGACUGCUUUGUGGUAGAAAAAGGGGCCAGAGGGAAAAGGCCUAUAUUUGAAUGUUUUUGGAAUGGAAGGUUAAUUCCGUACACAACUGUAGAAGAUUUUGACUGGUGUGCGCCUCCAAAAAAGAGAGGACUUGCACCGGUUGAAUGCUACAACAGAAUUUCUGGUGUGUUAUUUACCAAUGAUAAGUUUCAAGUCAGCACAAACAAGCUAACUUUUAUGGACCUGGAGUUAAAACUAAAAGAUAAGAACACUCUUUUCACAAGAAUCUUCAAUGGACAGGAACAGCGAAUGAAAAUAGACAGAGAAUUUGCUUUGUGGCUCAAAGACUGUCAUGAAAAAUACGACAAACAGAUAAAAUUCGUACUUUUUAAAGGAUCAUCUGCUCGUACUGACUUGCCAUCGAAAAGAAUGCAGAGCCCUUGGGCUACCUAUGCUUCAAUAGAGUGGGAUGGGAAAACAUACAAAUCUGGGCAGUUGGUGAAAACAAUUAAAACUCUCCCAAUAUUCUAUGGAAGUAUCAUUAAAUUUUUUCUGUAUGGAGAUCAUGAUGGUGAUGUGUAUGCUACUGGAGGGGAAGUUGAAAUAUCUCUAGAACCUCAAGCGUUAUAUGGUGAGAAAAAAAUUAUUCCAAUCUCCAAACUUGACAGAACAGUUUCUGACAAGUCGGUUAAAAAAUACAUAGAAGAUGAAAUGGCAAGACUUCCUGAUCGAUUGUCAGUAACAUGGCCUGAAGGAGAUGAAUUGUUACCUAAUGAGACAAAGCUUGCUGGUACUCCAAUAGGAGCAUUAAGAAUUGAAAUACUGAAUAAGAAAGGAGAGGCAAUGCAAAAACUUCCCGGUACAAGCCAUGGCGGGUCAAAGAAACUGCUUGUUGAACUUAAAGUUAUUUUACACACUUCAAGCGGCAAUAAGGAAAUCAUUUCACAUAUCAGUCAGCAUGGAGGAAAAUGGCCUUACUGGUUUAAAAAAAUGGAAAAUAUUCACAAGCUUGGAAGCUACACUCUGAAACUGCAAGUGGUAGUGAAUGAAAGUAAUGCAGACACUUACGCAGGAAGGCCUCUACCAUCUAAAAUGUUUAAGUUUACUAUUGUAGAGGGUAAGCCAGAGAAAUUUUCCGUGGGUCUUUUGGAUCCUCCAUUUCGAGUUGGAGUACCAUUUAAUAUUCCUUUGGAUUUGCAAGAUGAGUUUGGUCAUGCAACACAACUGACAAGUCAUAUUGACCCAAUUCUUGAAGCGAGUGGUUUGACAUUAAAGUAUGAAGAAAUAACAAAAGGAGAAAAUUGUACCAUUAAGGGUGUCACUGCUAAAGGCCUCGUAAAUAUUUAUCAAGGCAAGAACUUUAAUCUGAAGGUUACUCUUCCUGGUUUGAAAGAAGACUCUCAGGUCUUAAAAAUCAGAUUACUGCCUGGCCCACCUCAUCAGUUGCAAGUGAAACCAGAUUCUGAAAUUCUAAAGAUUGAAAAUGGGACCGCUUUCCCCUUCCAAGUUGAAGUGUUAGAUGAAUCUGGAAAUAUAACAUCCCAGCCAAAACUGAUAGUUCAUUGUAAGUUUUUAGGUGCUCCAGAACUUCCUCUGUAUGCUGUGGAUUGCAGUAAUGCUGGAACAAAUAUUUUAACUGGACCAGUUAUACAUGUGCAAAAUAUAAAAAAGGACCAGAUGCUCAAAGCAAGGAUUGAAAUACCUAGUUGUAAAAAUGUGCCACCAAUAGAAAAGACUAUUAAACUGCUCCCCAGUAGCCAUGUUGCAAGAUUGCAGAUCUUAAGUGUGGAAGGACAAAAAGCUAUUCAAAUCAAACAUCAGGAUGAAAUUAAUUGGAUUGCUGGGGAUGUCAUGCACAACCUUAUCUUUCAAAUGUAUGAUGAAGGAGAAAGAGAGAUCAACAUCACUUCAACUGUAGCAGAAAAAAUUAAGGUUAACUGGACACCCAGGAUUAACCGAGAACACCUGAUUCAGGGACUGUUACCAGAUGUAAAAGUGCCAUCGUCUAUAAAAGAUGUACGUUAUUGCCUAAUUACAUACCUUGAUGAUCAUGUAUCUUUGGAGAGUGCAUUUACAGUCAGACCACUUCCAGAUGAACCCAAACAUAUUAAGUGCAAAUUAAAAGGGCCAAAUACCAUGCAAAUGGGUGAAGAACUGCAGAGUGAAAUUGAUAUAAUGGUUACAGAUCAGUAUGGAAAUCAGAUUCAGACGUUGACAUCCUCUUGUAUAAAUUCCUUGGGGAUUUCUGGGAUUGGGCUUGAUAAAUCAAAUGUGAAAAUGAUUUGGCAGGAAAGUACACAAACCAUUACAGUAAAAGGUAUUAAGUUUAAUCCAGGUCCACCUGAAAGCAAAGAAUUGUGUUUUGCUUGGCGUGAGUUUUCUGAUUUCCUUAGAAUAAAUUUGACUGCUGGACCUCCAGCCAAACUGCACCUUGUGGACUGGCCGGAGUUAGAAGAGCCUAUUUCAGUGAUUAAUGGCAGAGAACUGCAGAAGCCUCUUAUAGUUCAGCUCUGUGAUCAGUGGGGAAACCCAUCUCCUGAAUCAAAUGUCAAAAUCAGUCUUACAAAGGCAAACAUCAUAAAGAUCCUUCCUACCAUCCAGCAACAUAAAACAGAUGAAAAUGGUAAGGCCAAUCUUGGAGUUUUUAGUAUUCAUGCACCUAGGGGAGAACAUUCUUUACAUCUUAAAGCCUCAUACAGCAAGGGCAUAUUAAAUUGCCCUGUAAUCAAGAUAAAUGUCCUGCCUGACCCUGAGAAACCUGUACGCUUGAAUGUUAAGUAUGACAAAACUGCUUCUUUUGUAGCAGGAAGUACCUUCCCUGAUUUUAUGGUUAGUAUUAUUUCUGAAGAUAACAACAUCAUUAAAAAUAUUAACCCAGCACGGGUUUCUAUGAAAAUGUGGGAAGGACAGAACAGUGGAACUAGAGCAUCAGCUAAUGCUACAUCAUUUGCCUGUAGCAAAGUCAAGGAUGACAAAGAUGAAGGCUUCUUUUACUUCAGGGAUAAAAUGGUUCCAGAGAGAGUGGGGAAUUACAGCAUCCAGUUUGGUUUUGCGCUAGAUAAGACAAAUAUACUCAACAGUGAACAGAUAAUAAUUGAAGUGGUACCUAAUGACCCAGUGCGAUUGCUACCUGAACCUCCACCAGCUACUCCGGCAGUGUCUAAUGUUCAAGCUGUUGCCAGCCGGACUCUGGUCAAGAAUUUAUGCCUUCAUAUAAUGGAUGAAUACAACAAUCGUACAGGAGACUAUUUGGCUGGCAAGAUAAUAGCUAAAAUUGAGUGUCCUAAUGAAGACGAUACAGAGAUCCCUCUGUUUCAAGGGAAAGUUAGUACAGUAGAAUUUCCAUUUCGUUAUGGAUCUGCUGAAAUUGUAAAUCUAGUGUUGGCAGAAAAUAGCCCAGGAAGAGAUAGCACUGAAUAUAUUCUUGCAUUUGACCCAGACCUGCCAGGUUUGGAAAAACCUUUGGAACCGUAUCGCCUGUCCUUUAUGUUUUACAAUAAUUUUAAGAAGCAGCAGCAAAUGGCAACACUUACGAGAGAGAGAGACCAGCUAUCUCAAUCAAUACUUGCAUACAGGAGUUUAUUUGAAACCAGCAACCAGCUUGUUACUGAAAUGAAAUGUCAGGCCAAAGAAGCUGAAACGAGAGAGACUCAUCUGAAGAAUGAGCUGAAAAAACAUCAAAUCAGCAUACCACCGACAAACAUACUGCAGCAUGUUGAUUCUCUCAUAAAACAAAAGAUACUGGAGCAGGAAGCAGUAAUGAAGCAACCUAGGAGAACAUGUACCCUCCCAAACUAUUCCAAAGUCAAUCAAGAUAUUUUAGGGAAAAUUGCACAUUUAGCACAAAUUGAGGAUAACGAGGCAGCAAAAGUCAUCUCUUGGCAUUUAGCAAGUGACAUGGACUGUGUAGUCACCCUGACUACUGAAGCUGCUCGUCGUAUCUUUGAUGAAACCCAAGGUCGACAGCAAGUGCUGCCUCUUGAUUCUAUAUUUAAGAAGACUCUCCCUGAUUGGAACAGGCCUUUACCUCACUUUCGGAAUGGGAAAGAUUGCUUCAAACCGAUUGGAAAACCUGUAUUUGCCAGAGAUUUGUUAACAUUUCCAGAUAAUAUAGAACACUGUCAGAUAGUGUUCGGGAUGCUCUUAGGAGACACCAUCAUAAUAGACAAUUUGGAUGCUGCCAAUCAUUAUAGAAAAGAGGUUGUAAAAAUUGCACAUUGCCCAACAUUGCUGACUAGGGAAGGAGAUAGAAUUCGCAGUAAUGGAAAGUUUGGAGGCCUUCAAAAUAAAGCUCCACCGAUGGACAAACUCAGAGGAAUGGUAUUUGGUGCACCCAUGCCAAAACAUUACUAUAUGCUCUCUGGGCAGCUAGAACUUCUUCAGCAAUACCGUACAUCAGUGAUAAAACUUAAUUGUGCAAAUAAGGACCUUGAUUCACAAUUACAGUCCCUGAAAACUCCAGAGAUGCAAAAGAAAAAACAGGAACUUGCUGAACAAGAGAAAAAUCUCAAGCUAGUAGAGCAGAAACUGGGUAUGACCCCAUCAGAUAAAGGCUCUGAAUCAUUUCAACCAACAACACUUGAUUUUUCGGACAGCCCCAUUCCUCCCAAAAGAAUGAGAAGAGAAAUGGUAAAAAAGUUAUAUAGUGCAGAAGAAUGGAUCUCUCCUACAAAGAAGCAACAGCAGCAGCAAAUGCAGACCUCUACAUCAGAAUUUAAUGGAACGCCACGGAAGAGAAAGGCAUAGACCAAUUACAUUUGUUGAAAAGUAACUGUGUAUUGAAAAAUGUGAAUAAGCUCAUUUAAAGAAAUAUUCAUGUUGUAUUACAAAUUAAUAUGAAGAUUUUUAUACAGAUAGAAGAUAUAAAUGUAUUUCAGUUAGUAGCAACAGCAAUUUCCUAAGUAAAAAUUGGUAGUCUAAUUUUUGUAUAGUUAGCUUUUAUUUCUAAAAUUUUUCAGAGUUUUUAGGUUUCUGAAUGUGGAAAAAGCUUAAAAUACAGCCUUUUUUAUUUAUGAAGAUUUUCAAACUUUGCAAUAAAAUUGCUGCAAUAUAGAGAAUGUUGCCAGCACAGUGUGGUGUUGGGAUUAACGUGGUCGGAAACGUGGUGAAAUGUGAUUGUCAUUUAAAAAGUGUCUGAAUCCCUUUUUGGAAAGAGGACACUCUGGACUGCCCUGUUUAGGUAGAAGAAAUAAUUACUAAUGCCAAGAGAAAAUAUUAUUAAGGCUAAGUACAGACAUUCAAAAAGCCUGUCACAGAUGGGCUUUUAUCAUGCUUUACUCUAAAAGUGCUAUAAGUUAGAUAGCAUUUGAACCAAACAGACAUUGCCAUUUGGCUCUCACUGCCCAAGGUCAGCAGAUAGGGGCUCUUCCGUGCCUCCCAGCAUGCCCCGCUGGCUCCCUGAGCUGCUGAAGACUGCCAAGCAAAGCCAAACGGGCAAGCCACCCCUGGUGGGCUGCUGGGCACAGGCCACCAUGCCCCAAACCCCCUACUGCAUCACCAUGUACCCUCCCCCAUGACCAGCCCUAGGCUUCCAAGAGAGCCCCAGGGUGAGUACCUGCUGACGCAACUUGUGCAUGCCUGUGUCCUGGCCUGCGUGCACCCCAUCAUGGUGUCCCAUGCCUAAGCAAGAAGACUGGGAAGCUUAAGUGAAUCCUGAUGGUCUCCCUGUGUGACUCUUGCCAGAGGCUGUGGGACAUCAGAUGUGCCCACCCAGACCUGAUUUGGCAGUAGCUUAUUAUGACACAUGCACUCAUGCCUGUGAGCCACCAGCUUGUUGUCCCAUGCUUGCCCACCCUCUGCACCCCACGCCUGCCAAAUACCUUGGACUUGGCCACUCACUUUAAUACGACCAAUUAGUAUGAGGCCAUCUAGGAUGCCAUGGAUGCCAUGGCACUCUGGCACCACCUCCAAACAAUUGAGUGCCAUUUCUGGGCCCGCACCACCUGAUGGGUGUGGAUUGUCCUGGGCACCUGGGAUGUCAAACAAUGGCUCCAGACCUUCUGCAUGCACCAGGCCACCUUCACAGAUGUUGUUGCCAAGGUGGCCCCCCACAUCAUGUGCCAGAACAUCAGCAUGCAGCCACCCCCAACUCUGGAGAAGUAGGUGGCCAUCACAGUUGUGAGACUGGCCACCCUCACCACUUUUACAUCUCCAGCCAGCUCAACAUGGACAAGACCAUGCCAGAGAGACCAUCAGGGAGGUGUACCUGGUCAUCCAGGACAUGCUGCCCAACCUCUUCAUCUGCCUUGUCAAGGCAUGCUGAUGGGCUCUCAGUGUGUACUUCAAGGCAGACAAGGAGAACGUGACAUGUCACCUCUUGCAUCCUCCACAACAUCUGAGAGACCAGAGGGAGAUCUGCAAAACCUAGGCUGAGGAGGCAUGGUACGCAAACUAUGCCUGGCAGCACGAGCACAUGUAGCACAGGGAUGGGGAAGAGGGCAAGUCUGAAUCUGCGACACCCUGGCCAACCACCUGCAUGUAUCAGGAGCCCUCCCUGGAUAAGUAGCACCAGAGGGCUUUGAGUGCCGCCCACUGUGGCACUGGGCCAGUGGUCUCCCACCCUGGGCUCCUCUGGCCCUGUGUCCUGGGUAAUGCUGCCCACAACCCAAGCUGCCCUGGCACUGUUACCCUUCCCCUCUCCUUCCUCAAGCCCCCCGUAUAACUGACCUGAAUCCAUCACUAUACUACCAAUUUUUGUCAUCUUCAAAUCUCACUGGCAAUGAUUUUAUACGUUUUUAUCUGUAUGUCGGAGUUCUCAUCGGGUGAUCUGUCACCUACUGGCAAGUGUGAACGCAGUAGGGUGGCCAAGCCAGAGUGAACAACCAGGCUUUCUCAUGGCACCAAGCAAUAUCAUGCUGAAGCACCAUGCUGGGGGAGCCAAGGUUGCUACAUUCCUAAUAUUAGUUCCCAAGAGACGGUGCAAAUUAGCUUGGGCCCAAAUCUACGCUGAUGUGACUGUGUUGCCUCUAAUUCCAGAGGGCGUGCUUGUAGAGACUGGAUAAUGCUGUUCUAAGAUGGCUAUACUGCACUGCCUCCAUUUUGCGAGAUUCCAUAGAUCACUUUGUAGGUGUUAAGUUCAGACACAGGAUCAAAAAGGUUGAAAAACACUUUUCUAUAUCAUUGAUAAAGAUAUUGAAUAGAAUUGGGCUCUGUAGGACAUCAAGAGAAAUGUACCUAUUUGAUGGCAAUUGGCCAUUUACAAUUGCUGUUUGCAGUCUUAAGUUAAUCAUUGGUAGUGUACACUUUAUUGAUUUUUACAUUGCUACCUUUUUUAAUAAAAAUGUUUUAUAUGGCUAAUUAAAUGCCUUCCAGAAGUCUAAGCAACUGUUCACAUGCAUCCUGGUGUAGGUGUAUGCGUGCAAGAUAUGGUGAUCUUGUUAUCUACUAGCCAGUAGUAUUAGGGGGUCCCUUCUUGUUAGGAUAUAAAAGGUGGAGUAGCCCCAUUUGCCAUUCAUUUACUUCUCACUACCCAAUGUAAUAAAUUAUCUGUCCCUCUGCAUAUUCCAUCACUGAGUUAAUUUAUUACCAUUUUUAGUGGGUAGAAUAGCCUCUCUUUUAGCCAGCAGACUUAAGUGAAAUGUAUUAAGGGCUAAGUAAAAGCUUUAUUUUUUUUGCAUCAGUACAGAGAACUGGGAAUGGCAGAAUACAAAUCUUCAAAUUUGGUCUGCUUGCAAGACAGCUAUGCCUGACAGUGAUGCAUAUUAUCCUUUAAAUAAUUGUCCAUAUGCAUGUUCUGUUGAGAGUGCUCAUGUUAAGAGACUUGGAGAGCAAGUUCAUCAAAUGCACCUCACCUGCCAUGCUUUGUGAUUCACACCAAGGAUAGAGUAUGCUACAGCAACCAAAUUCCGCACUGCCUUCUGGCUCAAGACGUAGCUUCUUGCGUUUUAUUGAAGCUCUGCUUCUCGCCCCCCUGGAGGGCUCCUAGGGAGUCUGCUCUCCAACCCUGAUGAUAAACAACAUCCUGCCAGUUCCAUUAGCUGUUCUCUCCACACUCCCAGCCAUUAGCUGUCCUCUCCACUCACCCUCCCACCCUUAGAAGGGGAAGAGCAGAGAGCUGAGGGAUAAUUGGAGAAUGACAGACCCCCUAUCACAUUACAGUGCACUGUGCAGUAAUUGCAUGUUGAGCUACAAAAUAUAGCACUACAGAUAAGUUCCUGUUUCAUCCAAGAGCAUUCUCAUUAUACCUUCACCAACUUCUGGUGCUACAGAGGGCAUGUACAUCUCUGUUAAGCAUUAUAAGGAUUUAAAGGACAAUUCCAGGACACAGGUGCAUACCAUGUGCCAUGAAAUCCAGCACCUGUUAUCCCUGAAAUGAUAAGUGGUGAAUAGAAAGCUCCUGUGAUUUUGGGUAGAAGAGUUGCUUCACCUCUCCCUAGCCAUGUAUGGCUCAAGUGCUAGACUUCCUAGUUCACAUGGAUGAUACUUGGGACCCAAGCAUAUGCACCAAUAUCAAUAUACUGCAUAGGCAUACAAUGUGUUGUGUUGUAUCAAUAGAAUUAUCCUUAAAAUGGUAAAUUAAGUAUCUUAAUGAUCAUUGGAGCUUUUAGAGGUAUGCUGUCCAUAUUCAGAUUACAAAAUCUAUUCUGUAUCCCCUUUGCUUUGGAUAUUACUUAGUUGAGAGGAAACUAAGGUACAAUCAGCAUGCCAUGUAUGUCCUAGGUAUAAAAUUGUGGAGAAUGCCAUAGUGCAUAUAUGCUGUUACAAGUAUUCUUAACCACAGCUAACACUGUUAACCCUUGAAGUUCAGACACACUGGCCUCAUCUACACGAGACACUGACUGCGCAGUAGUGUCCCCACACGAGUUCUGGGUGAUGUUGACUAUGCAGCAGCUCGUUACUACUGCAGAGUAACAUGUCACGGUUCACGUUAGUAAUACUACUAGUUUGUUAGUAAUGCUACUGCAUAAUACUAAUGAACUACUCUGCAGUAGUAGCGAGCUGCUGUGUAGUAAGUGUCUCAUGCAGACUUCUAGUCAAAGUUGCACGUGGACAGCUGUGUGUUGAGUAAGUAACUGCUCAUUUUCAGUCUGUAGAAAAUACCUGAGUCUUCUAAGACUUGUUAAAAAAACAUAAUGAAUGUUUCGGAGACCUCCUUUUACAAUUGCUAGGAUUUAAUUUGUUCCAGACAUGUUUAAAUAAUUCCUUUUUAUUAUCUUUUGUCCUACUUAGCCAGAGGUUUCUCACUAAUACCUUGAACGCCUCUAACAACUGAUUUAACCUUUUUUUUUUUUUUUUUUUUAAUUAAAGUCUUCUGUGAUUUGCUGAGUGGUAUAUUUUUGGACUAUCUCGUAAAACGUUCCUACAUAAUUCCCAAACGUUACUUGCAUUUUCACUUAAAUAUUUUUUUAAUUUUAUUUAUCAAUACACCCAUACUCAAAUAUGCAAAACAGGACGUAGAGACUUGUAUGUAUAGUUAGUGUGUGUGUGUGUGUGUGUGUGUGUA